Molecule: messenger RNA, 1036 nt
Organism: Capsicum annuum
Lineage: Eukaryota; Viridiplantae; Streptophyta; Magnoliopsida; Solanales; Solanaceae
Exons: 1
Coding region: 56-841 (261 amino acids)
Source: RefSeq, a predicted model, not a curated record
UCAUACCACUAUCUCAGGUGAAAUAGAGAGGUUGUAUUGUAGUAUACUAUUCACUAUGGAAAAUUCCCAACAACCUCUUGCCACAGAGAGUUUUUCAUAUAGCUGGUUGUUGAACAGAAAACCAUCCAUUGAUGGCCUAACAGAAUCCCCUAGACCCUCUUAUAGUAGUCAUGAUAAUGCUGAGGAAGAGUUAAAAUUCAUCGCUUAUUUGAAAAUAUUCCUAGAAGAAGAACAAAACUUCAACUUUGAUGUUCAUCCUGUUUCAGAAUCUGUUUGUGCUGAUGAAAUCUUCUCUAAUGGAUAUAUCAUGCCUCGAUAUCUUGAUAGAUCAAAGAUUGAAUCUUUUUGCGAAGCCUUCAAUAAUUUCAACACUAAUUCAUCUGUACCCUCAACUAGUACUCCUCCCACACCAAUAUCUAAACUUUCAAAUUCCAUAACAAGUCAAGAUGAUUUUCUUGAAAAAUGGAGGAAGUUUCCACGCAAAAUCUUGGUUAAGUGGUUUGGAUUCAUCAGGCCAAUCUCUAAAAGGAUAGCAAGCUCAAGAAAAAGUACUACAAAAGUUGAUGAACUUCAAAGAAAAGUAAGUGAAAUUCAAAGCUGCAAGAGUACUACUAAUACUUUAUUUCAGAGAUCUCCUCGUCGAAUGUUGAAAUUUCAUUCUGUUGUCAAUUGGUGUGGAAAUGAUAACAACCAAAGAAGUAGUAGUAGUACUAGAAGAGUUAAGAGUUUGAGGAAGGUGAAAAACUGGAGCAAUAUUAACUCACCACAUGAGGCUUGUUCCCCUAUAAAAAGUCCAUCCAAUGAUCAUUCUACUGAUGUUUGGCGCGAGAAGGCAAUCUGAUGCAAUUCUGUACUGUAAGAGAUCGUAUGUCAACUGAGCCUGAUAUCGAUCAUGGUGAUCGUUUUGACCAGAAGAAGCAAUUCUAGAUGUUAAAUUUCAUCCUUAAAUUCUUUUCUCAGAUGUAUAUUUAGAUUUUUGGCUCUUCAUACAAAUAAUCUAUCAUGUAUUACUCAGAUUCAAUAUUUUGUACAUUCU